This is a messenger RNA of Brettanomyces bruxellensis, 1977 nucleotides long. RefSeq lists its product as uncharacterized. Gene Ontology annotation, molecular function: glycerol-3-phosphate dehydrogenase (quinone) activity. The transcript has a single exon. NCBI's taxonomy places the organism in Eukaryota, Fungi, Ascomycota, Pichiomycetes, Pichiales, Pichiaceae. The coding region runs from base 1 to 1977 and encodes 658 amino acids. The record is from RefSeq and is a predicted model, not a curated record. Gene Ontology annotation, biological process: glycerol-3-phosphate metabolic process. Gene Ontology annotation, cellular component: mitochondrion; glycerol-3-phosphate dehydrogenase (FAD) complex.
AUGCCUCGUUUUCUUAUUCGUGCCAAACAAUUGGCCAUCGGGUCGGUAGUGAUUGCAACCGGUGGAUUUGCCUUUAAUAGCUGGGUGAAUAAAGUGACACAUGCCGACAACAAAGCGGAAGUUCAUCCGUUCAUUACACAACUUGCAAAACCGCCCACUAGAGAAGAAAGCUUCCGUCGAUUGGGUGCAACAGUUGAAAGUCUAGGGUUUGAAAAGAAGAACGUGGACGCCGGUGAGGCAAGAGCAAAAGAUGCAAAAGUGAAGUAUGAUGUCGUGGUUGUGGGUGGCGGUGCAGUUGGCUGUGGCACAGCUUUGGAUGCAACUUUGAGAGGAUUAAAGGUGCUUCUGGUGGAAAAAAACGACUACGCCUCGGGUACCUCCUCAAAAUCAACCAAGAUGGCACAUGGCGGUGUGCGUUAUCUUGAAAAAGCCGUUUUCCAGCUUUCCAAGGCACAGUUGGACUUGGUGAUUGAAGCAUUGCACGAGCGAGCAUCCGUGAUCCAGAACGCUCCUCACCUUGCCACGUGUCUCCCCAUAUGCAUCCCCGUGUACAAAUGGUACCAGUUACCGUAUUUCUACGCCGGGUGUGUGCUGUACGACAUGUUUGCCGGAUCGGAGGGCCUCAGACACUCCUAUGUGAUGACUAGGCAAACAACGCUUGAUGAGCACCCCCAGCUUGACCCAAGCGGGUUAGUGGGCGGCCUCGUUUACCACGAUGGCCUUUUCAACGAUGCCCGGAUGAAUAUUGCACUUGCACUAACAGCCGAGCAGAAUGGUGCCACAGUGUUGAACUACACAGCCGUGGAGCAGCUUCUCAAAGAUGACAAUGGCAAGACGAGAGGUGUGCGGGUGCAGGAUCGUGAGACGGGAAACCAAUACUUGGUUGGUGCGGAGGCCGUGAUUGGUGCAGCCGGUCCGUAUUCGGACGCUCUAAUAUCGAUGGACAAGUCUGAGACGGGAAUGCCAGACCCGGAAGCGUUGGGAAACCCGAAGAUGGUGGUUCCCUCCGGCGGUGUUCACGUUAUCCUUCCCGAAUGGUACUGUUCCGAGGACCAGGGUCUCUUGGAUGCAUCCACUGCUGACGGCAGAGUGAUGUUCUUUCUUCCCUGGCAGGGGAAAGUGCUUGCAGGAACGACGGAUGUUCCCCUGGAGAAGGUUCCAGAAAACCCGGUGGCCACGGAAAAGGACAUAUCGGACAUUCUGGGCGAGCUCCAGCACUAUGUGCGGUUCCCGGUCCGCAGAGAAGACAUUUUGAGUGCCUGGUGUGGUGUUAGGCCUUUGGUUAGGGAUCCAAGCACCGUUCCCGAGGGACAAGUCACGUCCACUCAAGGUCUCGUGAGAAACCAUUUGGUCUACGAGGCUCCAAACGGUCUUAUCACUAUCAGUGGAGGAAAGUGGACCACGUACCGAAGAAUGGCCGAGGAUGUCGUGGACUACACUAUCCAACACACCCCCUCGUUUAGCGACAAGUUUGGAACCGUAAAAUGCAGUACGAGGCACCAUAAGCUCAUUGGUGCCGAAGGAUACGAUACCUCUCUGUUUUGCCGGCUGGCACAGAAGUAUAAUCUUACAGAACCCGUUGCAGAGCAUUUGGCUGCAAAUUACGGCGAUCGGGCACCCUUGAUCUGCGAGUUAUUCAGCCAGUAUCCAAGACUCCGGGACCCCGUUGGUCUUUCCAAGGCAGAGGGUCACAGCUACACUUAUGAGGACUUCAAGUAUCCAUUCACGUUAGGGGAGUUGUACUACUGCCUUGACUACGAGCACGUGUGCCAUCCAGCCGAUUUUCUUGCCAGGAGAUGCAGGCUUGCGUUUCUAGAUGCUCAAAGAGCUCUGAGUGCAGUUGAUGAAGUGGUCGAUGUGAUGGCUCGCAAAUAUGGCUGGAGUUCCGAAAAGAAGCACCAGAUGAAGUUGGAGACCGUCAACUACAUAAAGCAAAUGGGCAUUGUUCCAAACAACACCCCGUACGGAACACUAUGA